AUGUUCGCCAACGGCCUUUUCUCUUGGUUCUCCUCCCCCUCCAAGCAGGAGGAGGCUCCUGCCACCGACGCUACUACCAUCCAGGCUCAGCAGCCCACUCGCCCUGACGGCCCCAGUAUGGAUGGUGCCUCUGCGCAACCCAAGUCCGAGCAGGAAAUGAACCUUCGUGGCGGUGGUGGAGGUGACGUCUGCUGUGGCGUCUGCGCCGGUCUCCUCUGCUUCGAGUGCUGCGAGGACUGUUGCUAA
Molecule: messenger RNA, 246 nt
Organism: Penicillium chermesinum
Lineage: Eukaryota; Fungi; Ascomycota; Eurotiomycetes; Eurotiales; Aspergillaceae
Exons: 3
Coding region: 1-246 (81 amino acids)
Source: RefSeq, a predicted model, not a curated record